This is a messenger RNA of Zymoseptoria tritici IPO323, 1866 nucleotides long. RefSeq lists its product as uncharacterized. The record is from RefSeq and is a predicted model, not a curated record. The transcript has a single exon. The annotation marks the transcript as partial. Lineage: Eukaryota; Fungi; Ascomycota; Dothideomycetes; Mycosphaerellales; Mycosphaerellaceae.
GACGAAGAGCUCGGAAAGCGAGACGAUGACUACGACUUCAAAGCGACCCCGGUGGUACCGUUCAUUCCUCGAAGAUGGAGAAAGAGAUUGAUAAUAGCUGGAGUCAUUGUCGCGUUUUUCCUACUCGGACGACAUCUACUCGCUGGCCCGGAAUCGUUGAAUAUACACGACGCAGGAGGGACAAAUUCUCCACCAUCUCAUGGGCCUGCAAUUCCGCCUCCACGCGACCGACAACCAGGCGAAGAGGAGGGACCAAAGCACGUUUACAAUGGCGCAGUCAAGUAUCCUGCCUUGGGCAAGAGCUUACGCAGCAUCGCUCGCACUGCUGGACUCUCACUUCAACACCCGAACGUCUUGUUCGCUUCUUCCAUCAAGAGCAUGUCAAACUUGAUACCGAUGGCCUGCGAGAUGGCCAAUGCUAGUACCAAUUCUGUUCACCUGGCGUUGUUCGGUCGGAGCAGCCUCUCUCUCGAGGAAGUACUGAGCAUCAAUGGAGUUGAGGACUCAUGUCGAGUGCAUUGGCACGAUGCACGUCCAACAUACGCCGAGCACAGCAGCGACUUUCGCGACGAGUCGGCGAUCACAGGUGCAAUGAAGCAUAUACAUAAAUACAUAAGCCCGCAAGCUGUGAUCGUCGACGACAUCGACCAGGACGAGACGCCGUUCUCCAAGACUAUAAGGAAAGCGAGUGAAGGGCUGGGCAUAUCAUUGAUUGAGAUACCUUCGGGAAGGUAUUGGGACUUCCUUUGGAUCACCAAACUCGAUGCUCAAAGUCUGGCCAACUGGCAUCGGCCGAACAUCAAUAUCGUAAUCCGAGCACUGCCGGGCAGCUCGGGAUCUCUCUUGCGACUGCUCAAGAGCCUUGCAAAUGCAGAUUAUCGUGGAUUGAGAGUGCCGGCACUUACAAUCGAGCUCCCGUCGCAGGUCGACACCGCCCUUGCACAAUUCCUGGCAGCCUUCCCGUGGCCACGCUUUCACAGCCCUUCAGCGUCUCGUUUGUUGAACGUACGACAUCGCAUAUCGACAUCUCAGCUGAGCCCAGAACUUUCUGCGCUGCGAUUCGUUGAAUUAUUCUAUCCAAGUCACGCGGAUCAUGACAAUGUUCUUGUGUUGUCUCCUCAGGCUGAAGUCCAUCCGCUGUUCUUGCACUAUCUUUACUACCACGUCUUGGGUUACCGAUAUUCCAUCUGGUCCGGGAGUGUCGCUGGACUAUCUUUGGAUAUCCCAACAACAACGCUGGACGGCAACGGGACUAUUCGCGUGCCAGAUUUGGCCACCAUCGACGAAUCUGUGGAUCGCGAACGCAGCGACGCAAAUGCAUCCUCGCCGUUUCUGUACUACGCGCCUUCUUCCGCGGCCACUCUGUUCUUCGGCGAUGCCUGGGCCACAUUCCACGAUUUUCUCUCGAAGCGAAUACAGCUUGAGAACUCUAAGACGAAAAAGGAUGUAUCAGAAUCAGAGCCUGCUUGGAUGGAGUAUUUGCUGGAGCUGAUGAAGGUGCGUGGUUGGAACGUGCUUCAUCCGUCGACGGCUCUUGUCACUGUCCACAACGACUUGGCGCGAAUGCCGGAGGAGUUCCAACAACGCACGCCCAGCACAGAGACUAGGCGCGAGAAGCCAACUGGAGCCCUGCAAGAAGAUGCGAUCCUCACCGUUGAAAGAGCGAAGAUCCCCAACAAUCGGACUGAGCAUGAUAUCAACAGCCACCACCUCCCUCUGCAUCAAUUGCUACCCUUCGACGGCGAGUUGCAGCAAACAUGGGCAUUUCCUCGCCUGCAGUACGAUGGCUUACCAGCCACCGGGCCACAGCUCGUCAAGGCUCGAGAUCAGGCCUUGAUCGACUUCCGUAGAGUGCACGGAAAUUGC